GAGAGAGAGAGAGAGAGAGAGAGAGAGGAGGCGGAAACCUCCAUCUGCCCUGCUCGGUGACCGACCCGUCAUCCUCGGGUACGGGGAAGAAACGGACCAUCUCCUCACCGUUUAAUUUUUCUCCACACCGUGAAUGAGGAAACUGAGGGAGAAACCCGAGAGGAGAAUGUGACAAAAGAAGGAGAAAAGGAAGGGAGUUUAACGUGGAAGAAAUGUAUAGUCUAUAUAUAGGCUAUGCCCCGAACUGCACCACCACCGCCACCGACGCCACCUGCCCUCCUGGUACCGGUCAAUGAGAGGCAGCAACAGCUCAGUCUGAACAGCAGAUCCUCCCUCGUGCUCUCUCUCUCUCUCUCCAGUUUCUCCUUUACCUCGAUCUCCCCUUUUUUUUCUCUCUAUCAUGCUCUCCUCACUUCCAUAUGUUAAAAAACAGUCGUCUUAUUUUAGCAACACUGCCUUCCUCCUCCUCUUCUUCCUCCUCUUCCUUCUCUCUUGCCCUCCUCUCUUCUGAGUUUUGACUCCCUCUCCUUUCACACACACACACACACACACACACACUGGAAAAUGAAGCGUGGGUCGAGUGUGUUGCAGCCUCCCUCUGAUGCAGCCAAACGACACACACACCCUGCAAACACACACACAAAGACAAACACCAGUGAUGGCGCUCGCUCGCUGAAUGUGCCCGACACACACGCUGAACACACACCGGAUGCACACGCCACAGGUUCGAGUCCCUUCCCAGCAGCCACCUCUCUCUUCAGCCCUGAUGUCAGCACCAAGAUGGCGUCCGACCUCCUCAUCCGGCUGUCAGAGGCCACCCAGAAGGCCCAGGUGCUUCCUGGGAGGCAAGCGGAGGCGGAGCCGCAGAGACGUGAGGCCCUGCCGGAGGUACGCGGUGGGCAGCAGGACGAGCCCGGCCUGGCUCUCUCACCGGACGGCCCCGGGGCGAGUCCUGAGCCUCCGUGCCUGUCACACACACCUGAUGGCACAGCUGCCACGGACACACUGGCUUCAGACAUGCUGAGGAAGCUGGCAGAACGCCAGGAGGUGAACAGCCAUGUGGUGAAGGUCAAAGAAGAAGAAGAGCCAAUGGAGGUCGACACAUUGGUUGUCUCUGACCUUGUCCAUAAUCGACCAGUCACAAAAGAGAUAACCCCACCUUCCCCUAAGGUGGCGAGCCGGCAUCUCUUCAGCAUAAAAACAGAACACCAGGGUCUCAGUGGCAACAAGAUGGCAGAGCAGUUGCACCUCGGAGCCAAAAUGGCAGACCAGUGUCUCCACAGCCUUAAAAUAGAAGACAGAUUUUAUACUGGAGGCUGCCAGCCUGGCUCUAAGACAGCGGACAGCGUUGUCUCUGGGGCCAACAACUUUCAGUUCAGAGUGAAAAUGGAGGAUCAUGGCGCCACCGCAACCAAGAUGGCGGACCAGCUUCUCUUUAGAGCAAAUAUUGCAGAGCAGCCUGUCUCUGCUGCCAAGAUGAGCAACAAGAUUCUCUCUGGAGUCAAGAUGGAGGACCAGUUUCCUGCAGGAGCUAAGCUCGAAAAACCCCUUCUCUUAGGGACCAAAAAGGAGAACUGGCUUCUCCCUGGAGCCAAGAUGGCAGACCACGUUUUCUCAGGAGUGAAGACAGAAGAGCAGCUCUUCUUUGGAGCCAAGAUGGAAGAUCAGUUCACCUCUGGAGCCAAGAUGGCCGACCAGUGCCUCAGAGCCGUGCUGUGGCAGGACAUGUCCGUGAACCUAGCGUCCACGCUGCUGCACCAGCUGUCAGAGAGGGUCAGUAAAUCCAACAGUCGGCUGGGGGAGAGGACGACUCCGCCCAUCAGAAGCAGUCCUGUUUUGAAGGUGAAUGUGGACUCUUCAUCGCUUCUGAGCUCCCAGGAUCCUCCACAUGAAACCCAAAGCAGCCUCAGCAGAGAUCAAACCACAGGUUGCUCUUACUUCUACAGGUGUCAUGUGUGCGGUUUUGAGACGGACAGGCGUGCCCUUUUCCACAGUCACAUGACAGAACACCGCCAAUGGGAGCACGGCUCCUUCUCGCUGCACUGCAGCGUGUGCGACCACUCGACCAAUCAGGAGGCAGAGAUGAGGGCUCACGCCAGCACGCACUUGAAUGGGAACACGGGAGCCAGCGGAGAUGUGAGAUGCCCCAUCACCCCUCCUGCCGCCUCCACUGCCUCAAGCAGCGCUCCGUCAGUUGCUAUGGCAACCCAGCCGGAGAACAGCGCCUCUGAGCACCGCUGCCGCAUCUGCCAGAGUCGUUUCCAGGGCAACAGGAGCUGUUGGUUCACUUCCAGGGUCACCGCCAAGGCAACCAGUACCGGUGCGACCGGUGUGGCCACCUGA
Messenger RNA from Micropterus salmoides (largemouth bass), 2343 nucleotides. RefSeq lists its product as uncharacterized. The transcript has 9 exons. The coding region runs from base 565 to 2343 and encodes 592 amino acids. The record is from RefSeq and is a predicted model, not a curated record. Lineage: Eukaryota; Metazoa; Chordata; Actinopteri; Centrarchiformes; Centrarchidae.